UGCGGGGGAAUCCUAUGAAAUCCAAAUUCGUAUAAAAAUAUACAGCCAUUUUCCUCUUUGAGUAAUUCAGUUUAGUAACCUAAUCAGUUGUGUGCAGAAGCAAGAAAAGUAAUGUCCUAAAAUAUAAACGUUUUCUCACAUACAUCGGACUUGUAACAAGGGAGGUACUAAGAAUGUUGUCUACGUUGAGUGCUAGCGGCGUGUUCAGCAGCAGCGUGGACUACUUCUGUCUGGUGUGCGAGUCUCGGCUUAGGGACGGGGCUGACGCCACCGCACACAUCGCCAAGCCUGUGCACACUAAGAACUUUCUCACUACUGAAUACUUUGGAAAUCAACAAGAAUGUGUGAGAAAGAUAAAAAAAUGGUAUUUGUGCGAGUUGUGCAACGUGCUGUUGCCGACUGCGGCUAGGGUGCGCCUGCACGUGGCAGAGGCGCGGCACGCGGAGCAUAGAGUUGCGCGGGCAGUGCAGCGGAACGCGGACAGAGUCCUCGCUUUCGCCAGCUUGCAGCUUGAAGACAGCGCGUGGAAUGGAAUCUUAGAUGACACAUGCGCUAUCUGCAAUACGGAGUUCGACGACGAAAACAUUCACAGGAACGAGACGAGCCACAUAUUGAAGCUGAUUCAAAGCAAAAUCGAAUAUGAUGAAAAUCAAAACCUUUAUCGUCUGGUUGAUGAGUCUUCUUUUCAAUGCCUAACCUGUAAUAUGGUCUUGGCUUUGAACUCGAUUGAUGAACAUUUCAAUGAAAUCGAACAUAAAGAACGCUAUCAACGUUGUUGCGAUAAUUUUAAAAUUGCUGAAAAUACUGCAACAAGCCAUACAAUUGAUAGUUCUAAAAACACGAAAAACGAUAACAAUUGCAACGAAAAAGUUGCAAUUAAAAUUACAGAUAGAACAGAAACUUUAGAUGUCUUAAAUUCAAUAGAUAAAAAUAAAACUAUCAUUCCAUGCGAUGAAAAAUCUGAAAUUAAAACAUCAACUAUAAACUCAGAUGUUACUAAAACCGAACAAAAUACUACGAAAGAAAAUUCUAAACAGUCGGAUCCUGUGAAAUCAGUCCCUGUGGAUGACUCAGAAAUAUGUAAAAUUUUAAAUGCAACGGAUUAUAUAACAAGAGAUGAAAAUGGAAAGACCUGGUGUAUCCUAUGUAAUUGGGUAAUGGACCCUUUUGCUAUAAAGAAUCACAUAAAUGAUCAACAUCAUCAAACAAUAUUGAAAUUGCAUAAAAAACGUCUUUCAACUCUCAAUUCUGAGAAGAAAUUAACUGGUAAUACACCAAUCAUAAAAAGUGAUAUUAACACUAUAAAAAAUACAGAAAACAUCGAAAAGGAAAGCAUUUUGAAUGCAGUUGAGAAAUUCCAAAAAAAUAACAUCAAUAUAAAUUUUGAAAUUGAAACUGCAGUGUGUAAGAAGUGUUCAAAGCAAUUAGAUUUUAAUUCACAAGCUAUUGAAAAUCAUAUUCAGGAACAUGCAAAAAUUAAAAACAAAAAGAAUGACCGAAAAGGAAUCCAGAUUACAUCAGGUUUGGAACUUACAAAGGAUAUGAAACCAUCUAAUAAAGAAACAUCUUUAUAUACAACACCUGUUAAAGUUACAAAGAAAGAAAAGCAGGAACAGAUAAAAGAUACAACAGAUGCAAAGAUAAAAAAAGAAUCAUCACCUUUGUUGGAUUAUAAUGAAUUGGAGAAGUACGCAGAACAAAAUCAUAUGACAUACAAAUUUGACAAACAUAAUGAAAACAAAGUUCAUUGCAACAAAUGUAAUAUUGACAUAACUCCAUCUAUGAAAUUAGUAAAGGAACAUGUUGAAGGAGUAGAUCAUAAAAAAAAGUUAAACGAAGAACCUUCACAAGUGAAUAUUACAUCAAAAGCAAAGCAAAUAGAUAAAGAAGUUAAUCUUCUUAAAAUUCCAACAAGUUCUUUCGUUGUGUCUGCAGUUACUGUUGAUUCAUUGCAGAAAGAAAUUAUCAUUAAUGAAAAAUUUUGUAUAAAUAUGCUUAGUUUUGUUUAUAUGACUAAGCAUAAAAAUGGACUAAGGUGUAUUGUGUGCGAUUGCAAUGUUUCUUUUCAGGAUUUCAAAGUACAUUUGGAAGUAGCUAAACAUGAAACUAUAGUGGAUAGAAGUUUGGUGGUAAUUGAGCUGGAAAAUGAAUUUAUAAGAGAGCACAAACCGGGUUGUUACCAUUGUGGUUACUGCAAUAUCCCAUGUCAGUCAUGGGCCGCUAUGGAGUCUCACUUGCAGACUAUUGACCACAAGAACUGUAGAAUUGCAGCUCAAUGGCGGCUGCAGCAAUUGUUACCAGAAAUCGCCAAACAACGCAAAGAAAAGGAAAUGCAAGAAAAGUUCAUGAUCCAUAUGAUGUUAGGCAGCCGUGGAUGGCAUGGUUAUAACAGUGAUAGUGAUUAAAUAAGAUCCCAUUUUCACUAAAGUCAAGUGGAAAAUGACAUUUAACACGAUAACUGCCACAUCAGGCACCAAUGCUUGACAGAUAUGGUAUCUGUUAGGGCCAUGUCAGUCACGAGUGCCUGACGCAAACGCAUGUAAUUCAAAAAUUCAAAUGAACCCAGGGAGCUGUCAAGCACCUUUCGGGGCUUUUUCUCUAUUGAAAUUGACUGACAAGGCCCCCAACGAACUAUAUUCAUCUUGGGCUAACAUUUUUACAUGUAGAACUGGUUUUUAUGUACAUAAACUUUUUAAGGAAAAUAAAUACAAAUAAUUGAUGUCAAUAUAACACCAAAAACAAAAAAAAAGAAAAUGCCAUCAUCAAAAUUAUGCUAUGGCAGUUAACGUGUUAACUUGUAGUACUUUGGGGGCGAUACUUUCCAAGUUUGAAUUUUUAGAUUUAAGGUAUUUUACCAAGCUUUAGAUGAUUACAGGACAAAAAAAAAUAUUUAUCUGCUUUGAAUACCAAUUGUGCUUUACACAGGAAAUGUUGUAACAUUUGAUAAAAUUGGAGUUAUCACAUUUCCCAUUUGCACCACAGCAAUUAAUUCUCAAUUUUGAGAAUCAAUUCAGUGAAUAUAGACAGUGUUAAAUUUAAACCUUUUA
Molecule: messenger RNA, 3047 nt
Organism: Papilio machaon (common yellow swallowtail)
Lineage: Eukaryota; Metazoa; Arthropoda; Insecta; Lepidoptera; Papilionidae
Exons: 5
Coding region: 174-2405 (743 amino acids)
Molecular function (GO): nucleic acid binding; zinc ion binding
Source: RefSeq, a predicted model, not a curated record